Molecule: messenger RNA, 831 nt
Organism: Chaetomium fimeti
Lineage: Eukaryota; Fungi; Ascomycota; Sordariomycetes; Sordariales; Chaetomiaceae
Exons: 2
Coding region: 228-665 (145 amino acids)
Biological process (GO): DNA-templated transcription
Molecular function (GO): DNA binding; DNA-directed RNA polymerase activity
Source: RefSeq, a predicted model, not a curated record
CGAAAAUAGUGGUAGAUUAAGAACAAUACUAGCAGUGCAGAGUCACUAAUACACUGUUCCAGUGAGAUCUGACUCUUAAAAUGGCGCGUCUUUCCUGGCCGCUCCAACACACUAAACUUUCCCACUUACACGCCAUCAACCACUUGACAAGUUGAUGCUACACUUGACUAGCCCAACAUCAACCACGUCCUCUUAAUUGUCAGAAUCAGUCUACAUAUACUCUGUUCAUGAUGUCCCUUCGCGAGGUCUACGUACCACCUGUACGUCAACCCGUCAUUCAGCCAGAGAACAACAACAACAACGACAACGGCAACAGGACCCCCUCCAUCAACAACACUACGACCAACAACAAUGGCGGUCGUAACAACGACGCCGACAAUGACGCCAAUGUCAUCAUCCAGUCCCCUAUCAGGCGCAGCAACAUCGUCAGCGCCGCAGCGACGAGCCACAACGUGAACCAGCCGGCGUGCAUCCCGGUCAAGCCGCGGCUGGGCUGCGCCCGCUCCACCUUUCCCACGCCAGACCAAAGGGUCCCCUACAGGUGCGCGGCGUGCGGCUUUACCUGGAGGUUCAGGUCCAACGACAAUCUGCGGUGCGUGAAGUGCGGUGGGGCGACCAUGUAUAAGCCGCGAGUUAAGCAGAUUGCGCAGUACUCGACGAACUAAGUGGAUAGAGGUCGAUGGGUGGGUGGUGUGGAGAAUAGGAUGGAUGAUCGGGCGGAUGGCCAGGCGGGUGGUCGAGCGGAUGGUCGACCUGUGGGAUCUGAUAACGGAGGGUCUUAGCACUGUAGGAGGACGAUACAAUCGAGGUGCUCCGUCGGAUUAGUUUUCC